Molecule: messenger RNA, 1560 nt
Organism: Plasmodium gallinaceum
Lineage: Eukaryota; Apicomplexa; Aconoidasida; Haemosporida; Plasmodiidae
Product: conserved Plasmodium protein, unknown function
Exons: 5
Coding region: 1-1560 (519 amino acids)
Source: RefSeq, a predicted model, not a curated record
AUGAAAGUAUACUACAAAAAAAGAAAAAGUAAAAAUAGACGAAAAUGUGAUAAAAAAAAAAGUGUUGACAAUAUUAAUGAUGAUAAAAAUGUCAAAGAUAAAAGUGAAAAUGAUGCAGAAAUAAAUAAUAAUGAUGAAGGAAAAAACACAAUUAAAAAUUUAUAUCAAGAAAAUUUAGGAAAUAAUAAAUCUCAACAAUUGAACACAGAUAAAACUGAAAAGGAAAAACAAAAUGAGUAUUAUAUGUAUGAAGAAUUAAAAAUUAAUAAGGAUAUUAGAAACAAUAUAUAUUUUUAUACAUGGUUUUAUUAUUUUGAGAAUAUGAUGUUAAAACUAGAUAAUUUUUUAUGUUCACUUUUAAAUUAUUCAUAUUAUUUACUUAAUAAAGUUAAUAAUAAUAAAAGAAAUAUAUUGUUAACUAAUUCUCAUUUUAAUGUAAAAAUAAAAAAUGUGGACUAUAAUAACUGUUCUUUAAAUAUUAAUAAUUGUUCAUAUAAAAAUAUAGAACAAAUAUUUAUACAUAAAAGGAAUGUAAUAAAUAAUAAAACAGAAUCCAAAGAGCGUAACAUUAUUAAAUUUUUACAAAAACAAAAUAUUAAAAGUAUGAUUUAUAUUAAUGACUUUUUUGAUCCAGAUAAUAUGUCUAUUUUAUUUUUAGUUAAUUCAACAGACGAAAAUGAAAAUAGUAAUUAUAGUCAACGAAAUUAUUCGGAAAAGGAAUUUAUUGAUAAAAGAAUUAAUAAAUCAGAAUUCAAUGAAUAUAAUAUAUUAAAAGGGUAUGAUAUUAUUCUUUUGAGACAUUCAUUUGAAAUUUUCUAUUUUUACAAGGAAAAGAAUGAGCAUAUAAAUGAUGAUUUUAUUCGUCAAGGUAGUACUGAUAAUAUAGAAAAUGAAAAGGAUAUUAUUAAAAAUGACACAAAUGAAAAUAUGAAAACAGAUAAUCAAGCAAAAAAAGAAAGCAAAAAUCAAGAAAAAAUAUUAGAAAAAAAAAAAUUUCACACUAUGCUUACAUGGAAACGUUAUUUAAAAGAUACUUAUAUAUUAAAAGAAAAUGUUGCACUAGAUGCUUUAAAUAUAUGUUCUGGAAUGGAUGGAUAUAUAGAUGAUAAAAAUUUUAAUUUUGAUGUUUUAUUAAAUGAUGAAUAUUCGUAUUUAGUUCAAUAUAAAACAAAAAUUUCUAUUUGUAGAUUAAUAUACGCUGUUACAUCUUUAUUAAAAAAGAAAAUUAAGCCAAUUAUAUAUAUUCCCCAUUGGUGGUAUCAUGAAGUAGAAAUUUGCAAAGAUAAUAUUGUAGAAUCACCAGAAUUCCAUUUUUAUAUUUUUAAUGAAUUAAAAAAAGACGGAUUAUUAAAAGUAGGUUAUAAACAAAUAAAUUCAUUAAUAUUUACAAUGAAUGAUAAAGAUUUUGAUUUUUUUAUCAAUUUAGCAAUAAAAAAUGAUGCCAUACUUUGUACAAACAAUAAUGAUAUUAUUAAAUAUUAUUUUAAUAUUAAUGAAAAUGCCAAAGUUUCGAAAUUUAUUUCAAAAGGAACUUUUUUUGUACUUACCAACUUUCUUUGA